This is a messenger RNA of Rhincodon typus (whale shark), 2990 nucleotides long. RefSeq names its product coiled-coil domain-containing protein 78-like. The record is from RefSeq and is a predicted model, not a curated record. Bases 2 to 895 code for a protein of 297 amino acids. The transcript is spliced from 8 exons. Gene Ontology annotation, cellular component: cytoplasm. NCBI's taxonomy places the organism in Eukaryota, Metazoa, Chordata, Chondrichthyes, Orectolobiformes, Rhincodontidae.
AAUGGGUAAAGAACUUCAAGAGGCCAAAAGAGCUAUUCGAAACACCCAACACAAACUCGCAGAGCAAACAGUGGCGCUGCUCGGUUCGCAGAGUCAGCUGAAGGAGGUUGAAACUGAGAACUCUCAGUUACAGCUCCAACUGAAAGAACUGAACGAGGAAUAUCGCAUGCGGCUUGUCCGUUACAUUGGAGACGUUACUGAAUAUGUGGAUAACACAGUGAAAUCCGGCAGUGACCACACACAGCCCUCUCCUGACCAGCCUUACUUGAAGAGAUUUGUGGACAGCAUGCUAAAGGAUAUUCGAUCUGCCUACAGAUCACGGGAAGAACAACUGGCGGCUGCAGCUAGAAACUACAAGAAACGGAUGCAGAAUGUAGUCAAGAAGCACGAACACCUUUUGAUUGCGUACAGAAUGCAGCGGGAGCAGAUUCUAUCAUCAGGCAUCAAGGAUAUGGACCCCGGCCCCUCUGAAGUAACCUUUGUGAUCACUGACAGUGAACUGUUGUCCAAGCAGAGCCAGGAGCUCAACAGGCUUCGGGAGGACAAAGCCCAUCUGGAGGCAAAGCUCCAAGACCUUCAGGAGAAGGUAAGACUGGUUCGGAGUGCACCAGUCAUAUCUUCCUCGCUCCUGGAGACUGGUGAGAAAGCAAGUAGUGAAAACUGGAGUGAACUAAGGAAACAGCUAAAAGAGUUCACAUUUACUACACAGGAGGAGUUGGAACAUGAACGUGCUCAGUUGAUCUCACGUGUCACAGUUGCUGAGGAGCAAUUGGCUGAACUGCAGGAAUAUGUGGAUAAGCACCUGGGCAGGUACAAGCAGGAAAUUACACGCCUCCGAAAAUUGGUUGGAACUGAAGUACCAAGAGCAGUCAGUGCUGAUGUUAUCCAUCAGUAACUUCCUUGGUAAUUGCACAGGAUCCUCAACCCUGAAGUGGAAGUCACCCCUGAAGUCACCAAGAAUUUUCUGAGCAGUUAUUGGGAAAUGAAUGUUGUGAUUAGUAAAAUAACAUAGCAUUUUUACUGACACUGUGCAACAGCAAUAAAAGGUACUCGUAUUAUUUAUGGUCUGCCACACAGAAUGAGACUGUGUUCCACCAUGUGCAAGUAGGCUUGUUCACAAACUAGACCAUAUACAUGGGAACAGGAGAAAGCAAUUCAGCUCUUCAUAUCCAGCUGAUCUGAACUUCUGCAUACCUGCCUUGAUUUCAUAAUCAUUAAUAUCCUGCCUAACAAAUGUCUUACCAAUCUCUGAUUUGAAAUUUCUAGUUGAUCUCCAGCUUCAGCAUCUUUUUGGAGAGAAAAUUCCCACUUUCCACGAAUUUGACAUUAACUGUGAAAGGCUAGCUCUCUGUAAUUAUCCCCGUAUACUUGAAUCCUACUCAACAGAUUCAUUGGAGACCUGCAUUCAACCCCAGGUAUCUAGAAACUAAACUAUUCUAAAAUUAAAAUCAGCAUUCUUUCUCAAAUUUCUACAUUCAUUAUUAUUAUUGUCUGUGUUUGUAUGUAUAUAUAUAUAUUUCCUCAUUAAAUCAUUUCUGACUGAAGCACAUUAUCAGAUCAGAUUCUCAUUGCGUAAAUGCAAUUAUAUUAGACGUCAUUCUGAGUUUUUCUCCCAACUGCAGAAACAUUAAAGCCAACCAAAUUUAAUCCCUUGUUCCCUACUUCGAGAUGAAUUGCCCAGGCCCAAGACGAUUAUUUUCAAACACUUGGAUGUUAUAAUGUGCAGAAAAUUUCCUUAGCCAAUUGAACAGGAAACUCUGAUAAAUUUUAAUCACUGAAAAUUGUAGACGUUUGGAAAAUUGGUUUAUGUAGCACAAUUCAUACCAAAUUUUACAAUUUAACAUGUUUAAUUGGUCAAUUUAGAAUGUUUUCAUGCUGCCUUCCAGCUGUCUUUGUAUGUUUCCUUUUCCAAUCAGUGAAUUUCAUGGAGAUAAUUUUAGUCAACCUCUUGUGACCUAUUAUUGCACACCUUUGGAACAGGUGGAAGUUGAACACAGCUCUCCUGGCCCAGAGGUAGGGAUGCUAUCACUGCAUCAUAGAGGUUUGUUAAUUAUGUCAUUAUGCAGCCGAAUUGUUUAAUGGAGAACUAUUAACUCUCCCCUUAACUCAGACUAGGGUUAAACAAGGAAUUCCUUCCAAUUGUAUGGUGAAACUACUUCUGGGCACAUUUAAUCAACCUGUUUAGGCAUGCUGUGGAGGCUCUUGUGACAUAUUGGUACCAUCCUUACUUCUAAGCCAAAAGGCCAAGAUUCAAGUCCGACCUGCUCCAGAAGUGUGUCAUAACAUUUCUGAACAGGUUGAUUAGAAAAUUCAUAUCUUGAUCAAGAGGAAGGACAACUCUCACUUCACCACAAGAGUUCUAGGGGAGCUGUUUCUAUUCUCGGGCCUUUUAAUGAAAGACCAACUGGAGAUUUGUCAUUUGUACCCUUGCCACCUUUGCAAUAUGUAAUAACCUUGCACUUUUCGUAUACAUUUUAACUCCCCUGGUUAAAUCAUUAUCUCUCUCAACUAGAAAUGGCAAGGAAAUGUUGAUUUAUGGUACAUUGUCCUUUCCACCUGUCUUGCCACCAUCAAAAAUAUUAUGUAUUUUAGCAGACUUGCAGUAAAUCUUCUACUCAGAGAUAUUCAAUGAUUUACGGUCCCCUCCCUCAGAGCUCCCAUUUGAUGUAACAUCCUUCUCCUUUAAUCGAUCUCGGCUAUCCACUUGUCACUGCAGUAACACUAAAGCAAGAAUGUUUUCUCUUUCUAAAAAAUAUUUCCUACUUCCUUGUUUUGAGAACCCAAAAAUGUUUGGUGAAGACAUUGCUUAAUUGUGAAAAUAAUGAGAAAAAUUGGUGCAGUAGAUAAGAAAAGGUUUGAGUGGGACAUAAUUGUUAUGUGGACUACAUGGGCUGAAUGCCUUACUUUUGUAUCUUACACAGGAUAUCUAUAGUGUAGAAGCAGGCCAUUUGGCCCAUUCAGUCCACACCAAUCCCCCAAAGAGCAUCCCA